AGGCUCUGGUGUAUAGUAUCAAGUUGAAGUUGGAGUAUGUUAUUUUGGGUAGGUUGGUGGAUGUCGCGUAUGUGAGGUCGCAGGUCGAUACGCCGAGGUUUAGGUUUUGAUGGAUACACUUUUAUGGUUUGGGAGUUUGGCUUGGUUAUAUAUAUACCCUGGGUUUUGGUUUGGAAUUUUUGUUUGGUGGUUGGAUUAUAUAUUUGUGUUAAUGCCUAUAUACUUUGUAUAAUAUCAUAUUUUAGAGAGGAAGAGACACAUGAUGAUCUUCAGAUUGGUGUUGAUUCUUCCGACAAUUCCGAUAAAACUCUGGCAUGGCGGACAAGCCUAGUUACUUUGGCUUUUAGUCUGCUCAUUCCAAACAUUUAUUUUUCGCGCUCACACUGCCUUUCCUCCUUCAUAAAGCCAUACUAUUACUUGUGCCAGCCACAAAAUUCAGGUCUGAUAGGAAAAGAUAUGAUAAGAAUAGAUCAUGCAAUGCUGCAUUAAAUUGUAGUAUAACAAGUAGUAUCUAUAUGAGUGCAUCCAGUCAGUGUAUCGUCUAAUAUCUAUGUACC
Aspergillus eucalypticola CBS 122712 is the source of this 557-nucleotide messenger RNA. RefSeq lists its product as uncharacterized. The record is from RefSeq and is a predicted model, not a curated record. The coding region runs from base 124 to 489 and encodes 121 amino acids. The transcript has a single exon. NCBI's taxonomy places the organism in Eukaryota, Fungi, Ascomycota, Eurotiomycetes, Eurotiales, Aspergillaceae.